AUGCCUCUGCGUACCCGGACAACCUACCUGGUAUCGCACCUUAGGACAUUGCGAACUAUCCGGUUCAGAUUUUGUCUACUUUGCUGUAGCAUUUUUUUCCUAUCGCUGGUAUGGAUCGAACUUGUUACCCGACAAAACUCAGUAAACGAAAUUCUAAUUCAAGAAGCUUUAGAAAAUGUCGGUCGAGAUUUAAGAUAUUCCAAUGUUUAUCGUAAAACGAAACAUUUACCUAAAAAUCUCAAAUAUUUAUUGUUGUGGACUCGUCGGGACUUUGCUCCAUUCAGUUUCCUGGAAGAAGGACAGAGAACAUUUCUCAAGAACAAUUGUUCAGUGAUUAACUGUUAUGUGACCGCGGACAAGAGGCUUUUUGGUACGGAUUACACUAAGUUCGAUGCUAUAGCAUUUAACGGAAGAACUAUGAAGUCAUACAAACUGCCGCGUAAGCGAUCACCUCAUCAAAAGUACAUAUACUUUAAUAUGGAGUCUGCAGAAAAUUUUCCAGUUUGCAAUACAAAGUUUGAUGGAUUCUUUAAUUGGACUGCUACGUACAAAUUGGAUUCAGAUUUACCGACACCAUAUGUACUGAUAAGGGAUAAAAAUCGUGCUAUAGUUGGUCCAAAACGUAGAAUGCAAUGGAAAGAUAAUAUGGAGAAUGUGUAUGUGGAUUAUCGUCAAACUAUAGAGAAUAAAACUAAAAUGGCAGCAUGGUUUGUGUCACACUGCCGCACUAAGAGUGGUAGACAUAUUUUUGUAGAUAAGUUACAGAAGGCUUUAUCCACUUAUGGACAUAAUGUUGAUGUAUUCGGAAACUGUGGUAAAUUGAGAUGCCCCAGAGGCAAGAAAAGCACAAGUGAACUUUGUAAUUUACUGUUGCAAAAAGAAUAUUUUUUUUACUUAGCCUUGGAGAAUUCAUUUGCUGAGGAUUAUGUGACAGAAAAGUUGUUAACUGCCAUGAGUUAUAGUGUUAUACCUGUAGUUUUUGGUGGAGCUGACUAUUCCAGAUUUAUUCCUCCUGAAUCUUACAUUGAUGGACGGCAGAUGAACUCCUAUCAGCUGGCAGCAUUAAUGGACAGGCUGGCUAGGUCGCCUAGGCAGUACAGUCGUUAUUUUAGUGUAAAGAGAGAUGCAAAUAUAGUAUUUGAAGUGGAACUGGAUAAACUAGUAAUGAAUACUGAAAGGGCUACAGUGCUCUAUCACCGCAAAGGCAAAGAGCCUAUUGAAGUAACUGACGACUCACAGCUACACAUCAAUGCUGACUGGAUCAAUUUGAGAUGGCUAGAAGACUUUCAACUUACUAUAACGGAAGCAGUGAUAUCACUGGGGCCGGGUUACUUGACGGCGUUUUUCAAAACUAAAAUUUGUGAUAUGACGAUCAGCAAGUAG
This is a messenger RNA of Arctia plantaginis, 1383 nucleotides long. The record is from the annotation of a GenBank genome assembly. Lineage: Eukaryota; Metazoa; Arthropoda; Insecta; Lepidoptera; Erebidae.